Molecule: messenger RNA, 871 nt
Organism: Polypterus senegalus (gray bichir)
Lineage: Eukaryota; Metazoa; Chordata; Cladistia; Polypteriformes; Polypteridae
Product: coiled-coil domain-containing protein 190
Exons: 4
Coding region: 99-770 (223 amino acids)
Source: RefSeq, a predicted model, not a curated record
GACACGCCCACUCCGCGGGCUCGGCUGGACUGCUGUGAUUUUGGCAGGAGGAAGAUGCGGUGAGGCGGCGCAGAUCUGAAGAGCCGAGAGAGUCGAGAAUGCAGCGCUCACGUGGCAAGAACACUAAUGAUGGGCUGACACGACGUUUUGAUGGUGAGCAGCGGGAUGCCCGUCAGGCACAGGCUCGUCUGGCAAAUGGGCUGCAGCAGCUGGAGGAUGCCCGGCUUUACCACCUCAACAACAUGCUGCGUGAGCAGAAACACGUCCAGCAGGACCUGCGGCGCCUCAAAAAGGGCACUGUGAGUGGAAAGAGCAGCUGCACCCCGGGCACCCAGCCUCUGCAGCGCCAGCACGUGCGGGCCUCGCUGGCUGGCACUCAGGCUUCUGUACCCAGAACUAAUAGCAGUGCCAACAGGUCCCUGCAGGCCCGGGUCGAAGAGUUCAUCAACCCAGGGAAGGCGGAGCCCGAGACAGACAGCGCUGGGCAUGAGGAGGGCACCAGCGACUCGGAGGUUCUACAGGAAGUCCGGUCAGAGCCCUCAUCACCUGUCAGCAGCCUGAGCUUUGACCCCAAUGUCAUGGCGCCCGACGGCCACCUGCGUACCAUCCACGUCCUGCCCAGCUUCUCCGAGGCCCUACGUGAGGCCCGCAAAGCCCGCUACAUCCGCCACAGGCGCCCACUGGAGUCGGAGCGAGAGCUGACCAUGCAGCAGAUAUUCCAGAGGGGGCAAAGUCCUGUGAACCAACCACCCAGUGAUGGCAACAGAUGAACUAUGGGACACAAUGGGCAGCUGAGUGUUGGUGAGAUGGGCGAUUUGAGUCUUUACAUUCUGCUUUGUUCCUUUAUAAACAAUAAAGAUGACUGAUGGCA